Messenger RNA from Drosophila miranda, 1077 nucleotides. RefSeq lists its product as uncharacterized. Lineage: Eukaryota; Metazoa; Arthropoda; Insecta; Diptera; Drosophilidae. The transcript has 2 exons. The coding region runs from base 487 to 942 and encodes 151 amino acids. The record is from RefSeq and is a predicted model, not a curated record.
UUGUUAUCUUUAUGGACAGCCGCCGCCACAGUGGUGUUUGCAUCCGCGUUUUGAGUGUGUGUUUGCGACCAUUCCGUUCCCAUUCCCAUUCCGAGACGGAGAACGGAACAACGAUAAUAGCAAAUCAAACAGAGAGAAAGAGAUAGAGAGAGAGAGGGAGAGUCCCCGCUUCAUUCGUUUCAUCCGCUUAUAGGAGAUAGGGGUUCCAAACAAAGGCUUAAGAAUGCUCGGCUCGGGGGCUUUGAUAAUGGAUAUCUAUUUCAAAUCACAUAAAUGCCGCCCGCAUUGUUGUUCAAUUUCCACCAAUUCUCAGAUGGAAAAUUAUUACAGGAAUGGAAUUAAUUUCCGUUAAAGAAGAGAGAGGCUGGAGGGAGGAGGAAGGAGAGUAAGGGGCACCUGCUGUAGCCGGUUUGGUUUCUCGCAGAAUUCUCCUGAGCAACUGAGAGGAGGAGCUGGGCGGAACGGAAGAAAGCGUCGAAGAGUGGGAUGGGAUGGAAGAGGAAACCUGUUUCUGGACAGAAGUGUGCUUCAGCGUCAGCAGAAGCCUCCAACGGCAGUCGAGACGUCGACCCAGUCGCCUUUUCUUUAGCGGAUCCUCCCCUGGGCGGAUGGAUCCCUUUCCUGGGAUUGGGAAUUGGGAUUGCGAUUGUGAGUGAGAUGGAGAGGAAGGCAUUCUCCAGGGAGGAACACCAGAACCUGUUGAUAAACAUGACGGAGCACAAAGGUGGACAUGAGAGGAUGAGUUGUCGUCUGUCUCUGAAUCUCCGCCGCUUCUCUUCGCUUCUGCGAUCCGAUCUCCCUUCCGUUUCAGUGUCAAGAGUGAACGAACUUUUGGGGCAAGUCGCAAACUUCUCUUGUCAUCAUGAGCGUCAUCGUCGAGCAGACUUUAAUAACAUGGAACAGCACCGAUUUGUGCACUCUGAAGACUGUCAAAUCCGAUAAAGACCAGAAUUCUGAGCAAACUUUCUAGCAGUUAUUUAUUCUAGCAGAAGUCUCCCCAGAAGAGCUCUUUAAGGUUCCGCUUUGAUGUUUACUUUUUCGAAUAUGCAAAAUAUUAUAAUAAAUAAAUAAAUACCA